Salvia miltiorrhiza (redroot sage) is the source of this 759-nucleotide messenger RNA. RefSeq lists its product as uncharacterized. Gene Ontology annotation, cellular component: Lsm1-7-Pat1 complex; U6 snRNP; P-body. Bases 154 to 747 code for a protein of 197 amino acids. Lineage: Eukaryota; Viridiplantae; Streptophyta; Magnoliopsida; Lamiales; Lamiaceae. Gene Ontology annotation, biological process: mRNA splicing, via spliceosome. Gene Ontology annotation, molecular function: RNA binding. The transcript is spliced from 3 exons. The record is from RefSeq and is a predicted model, not a curated record.
AGAGUCCUGUCUGCAACAUACGAAACCUUAUUUUGCAAAACCCGCACUUUGAAUUGAGCCCAAUUACUACUCAUCUAGAAGCUUUUGAAUCUCGCAGCGCAGGCACAGACGCAGUGAAACUGUGAAACUGAAAACCAAUUUCCCGCACCAAAUAUGUUGUUCUUCUCGUAUUUCAAGGAUUUGGUGGGGAGAGAACUAACGGUGGAAUUGAAGAACGAUUUAGCGAUUAGAGGGACUCUACAUUCAGUGGAUCAAUAUCUCAACAUUAAGCUGGAGAAUACUAGGGUUGUUGAUCAAGACAAGUACCCCCAUAUGUUUUGUUCUACUUUUUGCAGCUUUCAGUGUGAAACUGCUUUAUCCGGGGAUCUGUGGUCCGAUAUGUGCAAUUGCCACCCGAGGGAGUUGAUGUCGAGCUUCUGCAUGAUGCCACCAGAAGAGAAGCACGCGGUGGCUAACUCUCCGUGCCCAUUCCUUGAUGUUAUGAGCUCGAAGCAGUGGAUUCUUCGUCACAAGACAAGAAUGGAAGACUUCUUAUUCCUGCAUUACUUGGGAAAUUUUUUGUGCGAAUUCGGGCAUAUGCUAUUUGGUAGACAUUUAUUAAGUUGGAGUAAGCUAGGGCUAAAUGUUGAAUUUCGUCGCUUGAUUGUGAUUAAUAUUGCAAGUUUUUGUACUAUAACCGUGAAUAGUGACUAUGUGUUUACAUCAUUGUCUCUUAUUGCAUGCCUUGCCUCUUUCACCACAUUUUGACUACGUCCUCUA